This is a messenger RNA of Homo sapiens (human), 451 nucleotides long. RefSeq names its product chromosome X open reading frame 51B (gene CXorf51B). Bases 22 to 348 code for a protein of 108 amino acids. Lineage: Eukaryota; Metazoa; Chordata; Mammalia; Primates; Hominidae. The transcript has 2 exons. The record is from RefSeq and is marked validated.
AGACCACUGGGACAAUUCAGUAUGGCAAAGGUGACCAGUGAGCCACAGAAGCCUAAUGAAGAUGUGGACGAACAGACCCCAUCAACCUCAAGUACCAAAGGGAGGAAGAAGGGGAAGACACCCCGUCAACGAAGGUCCAGAAGCGGCGUUAAGGGCCUAAAGACCACCAGGAAGGCGAAAAGACCCCUUCGAGGGAGCUCGAGCCAAAAAGCCGGUGAAACUAACACCCCUGCAGGAAAACCUAAGAAAGCUAGAGGACCAAUACUGCGUGGUCGUUAUCACCGGCUGAAAGAAAAAAUGAAGAAAGAAGAGGCCGACAAAGAGCAAAGCGAGACCUCAGUUCUGUGAUGUCUCUAGAGGUCCGCCACUGAAAAGUCAUCAAUCAUACAGUCAGUGAAUUCUACACCAACAGGUUAAAACCAUGAAAAUAAAAUCAACCUGAAUCGAAAGG